AUGACUGCUGAACCCCAAGUGCCGCCCUUCUACACCAAACUCCAGGGCUCCCUUCCUCCCGACUUUACAUGGGGAUAUGCCACUGCAGCCGCGCAAAUCGAAGGCGCCUGGGAUGAAGACGGGCGAGGCCCCUCGAUCUGGGACACAUUCACCCGUCUCCCCGGAAAGAUCAAAGACGGGAGCACGCCAUCCGACGCCUGCAACGCGUACCAUCUCUGGAAAGAAGACGUCGCCCGGAUGAAAGAGUACGGUGCGCGCGCGUAUCGAUUCUCGCUUUCCUGGUCGCGGAUCAUUCCCCUCGGUGGCGAAGCAGACCCCAUAAAUGAAGCUGGGGUCGAAUUCUACAGUACCCUCAUCGACGAGCUUAUUCGCAAUGGGAUCACGCCGUGGGUUACACUGUACCACUGGGAUUUACCUCAGGCUCUGUACGAACGGUACGGGGGCAUGCUUAACAAACAGCGAUAUACGGCUGAUUUUCUGCGCUAUGCACGCCUCUGCUUCGAGCGGUUCGGCGACCGCGUGAAAUACUGGAUCACAUACAAUAAGCCCGGGCUUACUACGCGCGCUAAAUACGCACAGGGACGCAAUGCACCCGGCCAUGUGAGCGAUACGGAGCCGUGGAUUGUCGGACAUACAGAGUUAGUUUCGCACGGAUAUGUCUGCGAAAUGUACAAGCGCGACUUUCAACCAACGCAAACAGGAUGCAUCAUGAUCACACUUGACGGGAACUGGUACGAGCCGUGGGAUGAGAAGGAUCCGAGGGACAUUGAAGCUGCGGAGCGCGCGAAGGAGUUUGAGAUUGGUUGGUUUGCGGAUCCGGUGCAUGGAAAGGGCGACUAUCCCGCCUCGAUGAGAGCGCAGCUGGGCAAUCGAUUGCCUCGCUUUACCGAGGAGGAGCAGAGGGUUGUGCGAGGGAGUUCAGAUGGAUAUGGGAUGAACUCGUAUACUGCGUUCUAUGCCAGGCACCUCGACGGAGUCUCGGACCGUUCUGAUUAUCGAGGGAAUGUCGAGUUUCUGAACGAGAACAGCAAAGGAAACCCUCGAGGUCCCGAGACAGACACACACUGGCUGCGGAUGGCGCCGUGGGGAUGGGCCAAGCUGCUCCGCUGGAUCUGGGCGCGGUAUGGGGUCCCGAUCUGCAUCACCGAGAACGGGACGACGGUAAAGGGGGAACACGAGGGACCGGCUCCUGCCGCGCCAGGAGAGAUUGUCGAAGACCCAUUCCGAGCGGAGCUUUUCCGGGCGUAUCUGGCGGAGGUGGCCAAGGCGUGCCAGGAGGGCGUGGUCAUCAAGUCGUACUUUGCGUGGAGCUUCGUGGACAACUGGGAGUGGGCGCUGGGCUACACUUCGCGCUUUGGGGUGACUUGGGUCGACUACGCCAGCCCGCAAAAGACUCGAUAUGCAAAGCGCUCGGCGUACGCUCUACGGGAGUAUUUUGAGUUUCUUAUAGCUCAAUAA
Aspergillus mulundensis is the source of this 1458-nucleotide messenger RNA. Its product is annotated as glycoside hydrolase family 1 protein. Bases 1 to 1458 code for a protein of 485 amino acids. The record is from RefSeq and is a predicted model, not a curated record. Gene Ontology annotation, molecular function: beta-glucosidase activity. The transcript has a single exon. Gene Ontology annotation, biological process: carbohydrate metabolic process. NCBI's taxonomy places the organism in Eukaryota, Fungi, Ascomycota, Eurotiomycetes, Eurotiales, Aspergillaceae.